AAAAACCCUCCUCUCUUCCAAACAAACAUGGCGCCCUCCCUGAAGCGCAACGUGAAGAAGGCAAAAUCAGAAACAAGUGUCAAAAAAGAUCAAAUUGACCUAAACAAUGUAGUUUUUAAUAUACUUCAAAGCAGAAAACACGCCAAUGACGUUUUCGACAUAUUCGAGUUUCUUCAGUCAGAAGAGGAGAACGAUGUUGUCAUGGCCAUCAACGCGUGCAGCAAUUUAUUUUGCACGCUUUUAGAAAGAAAAGAGCUAUUUAAUGGCAAACUACCAGCAGAAGACGACGCGUUAAAUGGUGAUUAUCAUGCUGAAGACAAAUACCGUAUUUUCAUGAGACACCGUUACAACAACUGUACAGAGAUGCUGCUUGAACACCUUAGUCAUGAACUUCAUGCGGUCCAGGAAGCUUCCUUGUGUUGCCUGAUGAAGUUUGCAGCGGGAGAAGGAAAACACCCCCUCAUGGACUUGGACUGGAGUGAACACCACAGUUUCCCCCGGGAACUGAUACAGUCUAUAGUGGACAGAAUGCUGUCCCAGACGAUGGACAAGUCUCUACUGAUUUCUCGGUUUUAUGAGUUCCUGGAGAAGGAGGAUGUACGCUAUUAUGUCAUGAGCUCAGUCCGCGGGAACAUCGGCCAAGUCAUGGACAAAAGCAAAGGGGAAGUCAUGCCUGUAUACCAACUCAACGUUUUUACUCUCAUGUCCAACAUUAGCGUGCCAAAGGAGCAGUCCAAGCUUUCCAACUUUAUGGUCAAACAGGAAGCAAAACACGAAGACUGGAAAGCUGCAAAACUACUUGAACACAAGCGUACCUUCGAGAGGAUGUGGCUCGGCUUCCUCAAGCAUAAGUUGCCGAGCAACAUGUAUAAAAAGGUCUUGGUGAUGCUCCACGAUGCUAUUUUGCCCCACAUGAGCGAACCCACGAUGUUGAUUGACUUCUUGACUGCCGCCUAUAAUGUUGGUGGCGCCAUCAGCUUGUUGGCUCUUAAUGGACUUUUUAUCCUCGUGCAUAAACACAACCUAGAGUACCCUGACUUCUACAAGAAAUUAUAUAAUCUUCUUGAGCCUUCCAUUUUCCAUGUCAAGUACCAAGCUCGCUUUUUCCAUUUGGCCAACCUGUUCCUCAGUUCCAGUCACCUGCCGUUGUACAUCGUGGCCGCUUUUGCUAAGCGCCUCGCCCGUUUGGCUCUCACGGCUCCGCCCGCGGCGCUCCUCUUUGUGCUCCCUUUCAUCUACAACCUGAUCCGCCGCCACCCGUCCUCCCGGAUCCUCAUUCACAAGCCCAGCGCAGAAGACGAGCUUUUGGAAGACCCUUACCUGAUGGAUGAAGAUGACCCUGCUCAGUGCCGUGCCUUAGAAAGUAGCUUGUGGGAAAUUAAGACACUGCAGAGACAUUACCAUCCAGAUGUGGUCAAAGCUGCCAUGCUCAUCAACACAUCGUUGUCACCAAAUGAGGAUGACCUCAGUGAGGUGCUUGAGAUAACAACAUUUGAGCUGAUGGAUCGAGACUUGAAAACAUCGACCAAGAGCAUCCCCCUGGAGUUUGAAACUGCCACGCGGCUGCUGAGCCCUGGCAAAGAUGUGAUGGGACAGCACUUCUGCUUGGAGUGAAAGAGCGCAGGAUCAAUAUGCAUGAACAUGCCUCCUUUGAUAUCUCAUUCAUUUUUAUUUUUUUAUACACAUCACAGUCUCAGUGUUUCUUGUCGGGAACUCCAAUUCUAUGAAAAAGACUUCACAAAUGAGCAAAACAUGCUGUUAUUUUUGUACUGCAUGUUUGUUGUUCAAACCGUCAAGCAACCGUGUGAAAACAUGCCCCCGAAUAAAAUAAAAGUAAUGAAGCAUA
Molecule: messenger RNA, 1846 nt
Organism: Syngnathus typhle (broad-nosed pipefish)
Lineage: Eukaryota; Metazoa; Chordata; Actinopteri; Syngnathiformes; Syngnathidae
Gene: noc4l
Product: nucleolar complex associated 4 homolog
Exons: 15
Coding region: 28-1614 (528 amino acids)
Biological process (GO): ribosome biogenesis
Cellular component (GO): Noc4p-Nop14p complex; small-subunit processome; nucleolus
Source: RefSeq, a predicted model, not a curated record